AUGCCGGUGCGCGCAGUGCCCUCCAGGUUCAUGUACAGGGGACUCUGCUCCGUGCCAGAUAUCGUCUCGUACGGGACUCCUGUCAGCCUCCCCGAGGAUGAAGUGGAGGAGAUCCGAGAGGCAUUUAAAGUGUUUGAUCGUGAUGGAAAUGGAUUCAUCUCAAAGCAGGAGCUGGGCAUGGCCAUGAGAUCUCUGGGUUAUAUGCCCAAUGAGGUGGAGCUGGAGGUCAUCAUCAAGAGACUGGACAUGGAUGGCAAUGGCCAGGUUGGUUUUGAGGAGUUUGUAACUCUGCUGGGCCCUAAGCUGACUGCGGCUGGCAUACCUGACAAGUUUCAUGGAACAGACUUUGACUCCAUUUUCUGGAAGUGUGAUAUGCAGAAGCUGACAGUGGAUGAGCUAAAGAGACUGCUGUAUGAGACAUUCUGUGACCAUUUGACAAUGAAAGACAUUGAGAACAUCAUUAUGACUGAGGAAAGCCAUAUGAACAGCCCUGAGUGUCAAGUGAAUAUUGACACAAGCCCCAUGCAACAAGUGAAGCACACAUGUGUGCGAAAAAGCUUGAUUUGUGCCUUUGCCAUUGCAUUCGUCAUCAGCGUCAUGCUUAUCGCCGCCAAUCAGAUGCUUCGUCGAGGGAUGAAGUGA
Molecule: messenger RNA, 642 nt
Organism: Clarias gariepinus (North African catfish)
Lineage: Eukaryota; Metazoa; Chordata; Actinopteri; Siluriformes; Clariidae
Gene: cabp7b
Product: calcium binding protein 7b
Exons: 5
Coding region: 1-642 (213 amino acids)
Molecular function (GO): calcium ion binding
Source: RefSeq, a predicted model, not a curated record